Messenger RNA from Aspergillus mulundensis, 771 nucleotides. RefSeq names its product pyridoxamine 5'-phosphate oxidase family protein. Lineage: Eukaryota; Fungi; Ascomycota; Eurotiomycetes; Eurotiales; Aspergillaceae. Bases 1 to 771 code for a protein of 256 amino acids. The transcript has 2 exons. The record is from RefSeq and is a predicted model, not a curated record.
AUGGAGCCGGCAUCACUUCGCAGACAUACACAACGCGGAACCUAUGACAUUGAAUCCGCGAAGGCUGUGUUUGACGACUGUUUUACAGCCCAUGUAUCCUACGUCGAUAAAGGUCUUCCACAAUGCCUGCCCAUGAUUGCGUUGGUGAUGAAAGAAGAAGCCGAAGAAGCCGAUGGCUUAGAGCAUGGUCCUGCACCCCUGCUUGAGGAAGGUAAUACUGUCGUAUACCUGCAUGGGCAUCCAGGUACCAGGAUAGUAGAGUUAGCGAGGGAGGCUAGCUUGGAACCGGUCAAAGUGUGCAUCGUAGCCACAAAAGUCGAUGGUCUUGUGCUCUCCUCGGCCCCUAACGGCCAUACGUUCAACUACCGCUCGGCGGUAAUUCAUGGAACAUGCACCCUGGUCAAAAGCAAGGCCAUCAAGCGCAUCGUGAUGCGUGCUGUCACCAAUCAUAUUGUGCCCAACCGAUGGGAGGAAGUAAACCCAGUGGCUUCGUACCAGAUCAGUUUGGUCUCCGUGAUCAAGGUCAGCAUCGAUAGUUUGUCCGUCAAAACUCGCACUGGUCCACCCGGAAUUCAACCAAGAGACAGAGAAGUCGACGGGCCGGACAAUGAGAACCCUCCGUGGGUGGGCGUCGUCCCGGUGUGGGAACUGUUAGGAGAUCCAGCAGAGCCCGGAUUGAUUCCUGGAGGCAGGGUAUCCGAAAACCUAAGAGGACACAUUGAGAGAAGGAACAAUAAGCAGCAGGCUCAUUCAAGACUAGUAGCGGGUUAA